UAUCCACCACCUCAGAGUGGGGACAUUUCAAUGGCACCCAUAGUCCAGAAUCCUAUUAACCUCCUGGCACUGCCUCCAGCUCCAAGCCAGGAACAGAAAGAGAAUAAGAAUGUGGAGAAUAUUAAAACCAAGCUUUCCAAGCACGGGAAUGGGUACCAGAUCCCAACAGAAAACGAGGCUCCUCCACUGCUCCCUUUAGAAGUGCCUGACAUUCCACAGGUGCUGGCCUGCAUUGGUCCCCUUGGCCAAGAGGAGCAGCCUGGUUGUGACAACUCUGGUUUGGGAAAGAAUAGCCUGAGUCUUAAGGACCAAGGGACACUUGAAAAUGGGACUGAAUCUAAUGACAGUUUUGCAGACAUCGACACACUGGUGAAGGGUAUUCACCUUCCACAGGUCUUAAGUUCCUUGGAUGACCUUGAUCAGGCCCAAGGACCCAAGGUGAUCAAAACCAAAGACACCAGGGGCCUCAAGUUGCACGAAGUGCAGAAAGAGUCAAGUGUCGGAAAGACUCACUCUGAUCAAGGCAGCAAGAUCAAACAUAAAGCCUGUGAGCCAAUGAGUGAUGCUCCCAAGACCAAGAUCAAGCCCGAGAGCCCAGAUUGUGUGUUUGUGGGAGAAGUGGCUCCUUGCAAUGCUGCAGCUGGUGGCAGGGCUCCUUCGAAGAUGGCCAAGCAUUCUAACAGCAAACCUCAGGGAGCUGCAGCCAGCAGGACCAGCAAUACUAAGAGCGAUGGGCAGAAAAACACCAAAAGAAACAAAGAAAAUUCCUCCAAGAGAGCUGAGGAGAGGAAGCAGUCAGGCAACAAAGUCAAGGCAGAGGAGAAGCCAGCCAUUCCCAAGGUGAAGAGGAAGAAAAGUCAUCCUGAGCUGCCACAAGAGGCCAUCAAAAAGCCUCGCAGCGGCCUCGGUGUGCACAUGCUGGAGUCUGUGCAGGUUUUCCAUGCACUGGGCAAGAAGAGGGAUGAGAAAGCUGACCUGUUUUCCUCGCGGGCCCUGGGAAACUCAAGCAACCCUAAAGGCCCCCAGCCACGCCCAGCUACCAAACCAUGGCUGGUUAUGCCCCCUGAGGGCAAAGGUCCUGUGAAAACUCAAGUCAAAUCCCAAAAACCACAUGGAAGUGCUGGCAAAGGGUCUCCACCUCCAUCCCAGGACAAGCUGCCUUCUCCCGGGAAGGUCAAGUUGGUGCCAUUGGUUUUUCCAACCUGGGAAAAGCCUCAAGUUCGACCUGUUCCUCGCAGGCCACAGUCUCUGGCAUCACGUAGGCCUGCUGGGACCAACCCUGCCAAGCCUGCUGCAGUCACUGCAUCCCUGCCAACUCCUGUAUCUUUGACAGGGCCUGUCAAAUCAGCUCAGCCAAUAUCGUCCAACUCAGCUGGACCAGGUUUGACCAACCGUGACUGCCCUAGUGUCCCGCAGCCUCCUGCUUCUAGGCCUGGGCCCUACAAAACAUCAUCUUGUGCUUCUUUCCAGCGGGAGCCUGUUCACUCGGCUGUGAGCCAGCCCCGCACCCCGCUCAAGCCUCACAACCACUAUCUACUCCAAGAUUUUGCCCUUCAACCAAUUCCAUGGAGGAUACCUGAGGUCCUGGGGCCAGUAAUGUCAACACCCAUCACAAAGGAGCAGAGGCCAGAUCGAGAGGCCAUGAAGAGGAAGGCUCAACUAGAGCGUGAGAAUGCUGCCAAAUUGGGGACAAGGCAGCAUUUCAUUGAGAGGGAAAAAGAAAUGGACAUUUCUCUCUACUAUGGCUAUGUGAUGUAG
Messenger RNA from Myotis brandtii (Brandt's bat), 1758 nucleotides. RefSeq lists its product as uncharacterized. NCBI's taxonomy places the organism in Eukaryota, Metazoa, Chordata, Mammalia, Chiroptera, Vespertilionidae. The annotation marks the transcript as partial. The record is from RefSeq and is a predicted model, not a curated record. The transcript has a single exon.